This is a messenger RNA of Corticium candelabrum, 1086 nucleotides long. Its product is annotated as BAI1-associated protein 3-like. Bases 92 to 904 code for a protein of 270 amino acids. NCBI's taxonomy places the organism in Eukaryota, Metazoa, Porifera, Homoscleromorpha, Homosclerophorida, Plakinidae. The record is from RefSeq and is a predicted model, not a curated record. Gene Ontology annotation, cellular component: secretory vesicle. The transcript has 4 exons.
CAAGGCGACGUCACAUGCCGGAACUUGCAUGUGCACACAGUAAUUCCGAUGCUUAGCAUAUGACCUGUACAAGGUAUUGGCUACGAGCAGCAUGGCAGAGGCAGCUAAGAAACGCGGAAUUCAUAGAAUUGCAAGCCUUGCCGACGAUUACGACAAGGAGCACGACAUUCAGCCUCUUGCACAUCAACCCCAGAUACCCGAAGAGUCUGUUGAAGAACAUGACGCUCCGCUCGUUCCAAAUCCCAAACCGCUAAAAGACUUCAGGAGUCUGCCACCCAGUCGAAUGGAAACACGUGACCUCAUCAGUCUGUACUGGCAGGACGUGGCGGCGGCUCAAGCACAGAAGAAACCCGAACGCGGCUCACUGAGCCUACAGCUUGGAUACAACGUGAGGAAAGGACACAUUUGCGUGAAGGUGCUACAAGGUCACAACUUACCUGUUCUCGAUCCUACUGGGAAAUCAGAUCCAUACAUCAGUAUUCAGGCUUUCCCGUUUGAUGUGUUUGAAGACUCGGCAGCCAAAACUCAGCAAACGGGAACAAAGAAAAAAGACCUGAACCCAGUCUAUAUGGAAAUGUUCCACUUUCGAUGCAAGCCAAGUGCGAUAACUCACGACAAAGCUGCUGCAAUAUUGUUCACAGCCUAUGACUACGACAUGAUAUCUGGUGACGAUCUGAUGGGCGAGGCCGUUCACCUUCUUCCUGGAACGAAAGAAGUAGACAACGAGAGUGAAGUUGGCAGUCUUGAUGUUGUUGUUUUGCCUCUCUUGUUGCCCUUAUUGCCCACAGAUAUAAAGAGUCAUGCUUAUGCCGAACUGGAGAAGAGAACAUCAGACAAACAUGCUGUGAAAUUUAUCGAGGAGAGAGUACAAGUUUUUGAUGAGGCAAAGAGUGAGAGGAAAUAGAAUUUUAGACAAAUUGGCAUGCAUGGAGCAGCGUUAGUCGCUUUAGUUUACAACAGACUGGUUUCUUUCAGUUAUUUUUGUGUCACGUGACUGACUGACUGCUGUGGUCUGCUGAUAGGUUGUGGGGUUGCAGAAAUGUUGGUAGUGAUAGUUCUGUUUCAAAACUGUUGUAUUUAUUGUGA